AUGGAGACGCUCACGGAAGUGGAGGCGCGCAAAAAUGUACUUUUUGGCACGCUGUCCUCCGGCAUCAAUACUAAACGCAAGAGGAGUGAGUGGGAGAGUGUGUGCGAGGCUGUCAAUGCAGUGGGGAGUAAUAACGGACUGGGACCGGCGGGUCCGGCGCCCUGGAACCGUUCUCUGGACCGGGCGCUGGACGAAGCCUCGGCCACCGGGUGCCUGAACCUCAGCGGCAGGAAGCUGAAGGAGUUUCCCCGGAGCGCCGCCAACCACGACCUGACGGACACCACCAGGGCCGACUUGUCCCGUAACCGUUUGUCAGAGCUUCCUCUGGACGUCUGUCUCUUUGUGUCUCUGGAGAGUCUGAACCUUUACCAGAACUGUCUGAGGUCGCUGCCAGACAGUCUCCUCAACCUGCAGGCCCUCACCUACCUGAACCUCAGUCGGAACCAGCUGUCUGUCCUCCCUGCAGUGGUCUGCAGUCUUCCUCUGAAGGUUUUGAUUGCCUGUAACAACAAACUGGUGUCCCUUCCAGAAGAAGUUGGACUGCUGAGACACCUCACUGAACUGGAUGUGAGCUGUAAUGAGAUACAGACUCUGCCGUCUCAGAUGGGUCAGCUGGAAGCUCUACGAGACCUGAACAUCAGGAGGAACCACCUGGUCCGCCUGCCGCCAGAGCUGGCGGAGCUCCCUCUGGUGCGUCUGGACUUCUCCUGUAACAAAGUGACCUCCAUCCCCGUCUGUUACCGACAGCUCACACAGCUACAGACCAUUGUCCUCGACAACAACCCUCUGCAGACCCCACCUGCACAGAUCUGCAUUAAAGGGAAGGUCCACAUAUUUAAGUACCUGAACCUGGAGGCCAGUAAGACGACCCCCGACCUCCCAGACUACGACAGACGACCUUUGACCUUCAGCUCCUGUGUUGACGAGCUGUACCCCGGGCGUCCGUAUGGAGCGUUGGAUUCUGGCUUCAACAGCGUGGACAGCGGAGACAAGAGGUGGUCAGGGAACGAGCCCACAGAGGAGCUGUCAGAGCUGCCGCUGCGCGUCGCCGAGAUUAGCCGGGAGCAGAGACACCGAGCAGGAGGAGGAGGAGGAGGAGGGGGCGGGGCUCUGUUGGCUAACGGCACACACGUGGAGUCGGAGCAGAUUGACUUCAUCGACAGCUGUGUGGGUGAGGAAGAGGAGGAGGAGGGGAGGAGUCGAGGGGGAGGGAGCAGGGACAGCGUCAGCCUGAGCUCUCAGUUCAUGGCCUACAUCGAGAGACGCAUCACCAGGGAGGGUUCUCCGGUCAAAACCAACUCGAGGACAGAGGACACGAGGAGACACAACAGGAGCGUGGUCGACGGUGUCACAGCGCUCUCUAGUGCACAGAGCCAGAGAGGUGGUAUUGGUCCAGGGGGCGUGGAGAGGAUGAGGAGGGAGGCCCAGCUCGCCGCUCUGAGGUACGACGAGGAGAGACAGAAGAACCGAUCUGUGCAGAGAGACGCCAUCACCAGCUACACCAAGCACAAAGCAGCUCAGAGUCCAACAAAGUCCAGUCCAGACAGUGAGAACGUCUACCCCUCCAGACGCUCCACCCACACAGAUGACUCCGCCCUCUUCAUGGGAGAGGACAGAGCUGCUCUGUCUCCUACAGCCAAUCAGUCACCUUCCUACCCCUCCUCAGGGGGCGUGUCCUCCUGUCGGACAGCCAGUCAGAGACCAGAGAGCUUCCUGUUCCGCCUGGGUCAGAGGGAGGAGAAGAGGAAAGGUGAGCUGUGGUCAGGUGAUGCUCCGCCUCCUCAGACCCAGGAAGAGACUCCUGCUGCUCCUCCUCUGGCCGGAGAAGAUGCUGAGCUGGUGGAGCAGCUCCGAAAGAAUAUUGAGGCCCGUCUGAAGGUGUCGUUGCCUAGCGACCUCGGAGCAGCUUUGACAGACGGGGUGGUGCUCUGUCACUUGGCCAAUCACGUGAGACCUCGGUCCGUCCCCAGCAUCCACGUCCCCUCCCCCGCUGUGCCUAAACUCACCAUGGCCAAAUGUCGACGAAACGUUGAGAACUUCCUGGAGGCGUGUCGCAGGAUCGGUGUUCCACAGAGUCAGUUGUGUCUUCCACUGCACAUCCUGGAGGAGCGAGGGCUCCCCCAGGUGGCCGGGACCGUCAGCGCCCUGCUCGACCUGGCCCCGCCCAGACACCCCGUCACCACCACCAGCAACACGACGACGACGACCACACCUGGACCCUCUGUCAGCAUGUAGACAACAGCACCACCACUGCACGCGCUCAGUCCGCCUCCUGUAACGCCCGUUAGGUUGUUUUAAUGUCUUCAGGUGGAGAUAAAAAAAAUGCUCCAGAGCAGCAGCAGGUCGGAUCUGACGGAGACAUGAACACAGCCGGAGACACGACGACAUAUACGACACUCAAAAUGAUCAAACUAUACGUAUGUGAAGUGGCUGUGAAAGAAUCUGUAGCUUUACUGAGUCCCAAACCAGAAAAUAAUUCCACAAAGAAACAAAGGGAAGCAGCAGCAGAAUGAAACCACCAAAAAUAUAAAUAUGUGCAGGAACAUGUUCCAGGCAGCUCCUCUGGAUCACGAGUCUCAAACUUUGCCUUUGUUCUCUCUUUGUGCACAGUUAUCAGAAAAAUCCUUUAUAAAAUCCACCAGGAACAACUACAAACAUCUACAAAAACCUGACGACUCGUACGUUUCAUAAGUUUUAAAUCUUCAGGUUGAAGAAUUAUUCAGUGACUUAAGUAUUCACAUGAUGGAUGGAGGUAGUUUUGACAUUAAGCUAAUAUAGCUAACUGCUAUCUUUAUGGGUCCUCUUGGUUUGGAAAUGAAUCUUCACUCUGUACUGUUACAGUGAUGGUGGGUUUGGAAAUUAAGCUAAUGUAGCUAAACGCUAAUGUUUACAUUGUUUUAUGUGGAAAGACUUGAGUGUAAAACAUUCAUCCACGAGGACCAUAGUUAUCACACUGCUAACUGCUAACGAUAGCUGACACAAAUGUACAGCAGGUUUAUGGUUUUUUUUAAACAACACUAAUGUAGCUUGCUGCUAACUGUAGCCACUAAUAAUCUAGAUGGUUUGGAGAUGAAGCUAACGUAGUUAGCAGCUAACAUUAACAUUGUGAAGCUAGUCGGUUUAUAUAUUAAUGCAACACGGCUAGUUGUAAAAUAUUAGCUGAUAUUAAACCACUUAGUUUGGGGUUGAAGCCAAUACAGGUCAGUGCCAAAGAGACACCAACACUUCCAACUGCUAACUGUAGCAACAUAAAUGUACAGUAGAUGGUCUGAAAAAUGCUCACUGCUAGCAUUAGUUAACAUUAUGAGGUGAGGUGUAAAGAUUAAAUGAAACGGCUAGCUUCACAUAUUAGCUAACAUGAUAUAGUUAUGACUAAAGAUUAAAAUAAAACUGCUAGCUUACAUAAAAGCAAAUAUUAUGUACCUAGAUGUAAAGACUAAACUAAAAUUUAGCUUAGCUUUAAAUAUUAGCUAACAUUACAAAAGUAGCUUCAAAAAUUAAACUGAAACAGUUAGCUUUACAUAGUAGCUAACGUUAUUAGGUAAUGUGACAAGUUAAACUGGCUAGCAUUACAUGUUAGCUUCGAACAUUAGCUAAUAUUGUGUAGUUAGGUGUAAAGAUUUAACGGACAAGGCUAGCUUUAAACAUUAGCUAACAAUAUGUAGUUAGGUGCAAAGACGAAACUGUAACAGCUAGCUUUAAACUAUGCUAGUAUUUUGUGCCUAGGUGUAAAGACUAAAUUGAAAGAUCGAGAUUUCAACAUUAGCUAACAUUAUGUAAAUAGUUGUAAAGAUUUAACUGACAAGGCUAGCUUUAAACUUAAGCUGACAUUUGUACUUGGUUGCAAAGACUAAAUUGAAAUUGUUAGCUUUAAAUAUUAGCUAACUUUGUGUAGUUAGAUGUAAAGACUAAACUGAAACAGCUAGCUUUAAACAUUAGCUAAAAGUAUGUAGUAAGGUGUAAAGAUUUAGCUAAAACUGUUUUAGCAUUAGCUAAAAUUAAUGUAGUUAGAUGGAGAGGCUAAACCUAAACAGCUAGCUUUAAACAUUGGCUAACAUUAUGAAGCUAGGUGUGAACUGACAUGACGAGGUGUAGUUGAAGCUGGUUGAAAUCAUCUCCGCUAAAUGCUAAUGAUAGCUAACAUAGUAACUGUUACACAGUAACUGCUGUAUGAACCCAGUAGGUGUGGAAGCUAAACUAGUACAAUUAGCUUCAAACAUUAGCUCACAUUGGACUGUAAGGUUUUGAGUUGAAGCUAAUGUAGCGUGGUGGUAACGUUAGCUAACAUUAGCUAACAUCUUCAGUUGUGUUUUCUCCGUCAGAUCCAAAUGUCAGAAUUUAGUUUUUAUUUAAAACUUACCUGAGUUUUCAUUGGAGGUCAGUUAGAUUGACAUCAGCGAUCAUGUGACGGAGACAGACGUGAACUCUGAGUGGGAGGAGCUUAUUUUGUUUUUAUUUCUGUCUCCGUGACGAUGUCACGGCUGACAGCUCAGGUUGGUACCUGGCUGCUGUCACCACCUGGUCCAUCGUCCACACGUGAUCACGACCUUCAUCAUAGUCAUGACAUCACUUUCACUGAUCAUGUGCUCAGUCACCAUGUGGCCAAAAGUAUGUGUACGUUUGUUGUCAUGACCCGACCGGAGGGGUCGUAAUUGAUUUAUUAGAUUAGAAAGAAAAGACGAAAUAAUAAUAAAACUUUAUUUAUACAGCAGUGUUUGACACCUCAGUGACGCACAGAGUUCACCUUGAGACAUACAAUAUAAAACCAUUAAACUUUAUUUAUAACAGUUUUAUGAACAUGAACACAGACGACAGUAAUUAGCUGAUACUGUCCAUAAGUCAAUAAUCACUAUUAUUUCAAACAAAGCUGAUUCUAACCCUGAAGGUCCUGCUGUGAUUGGACAAGGACGAUCAGGUGGUGACUGUUGCAUUCUGGGACAUUUUUUACAUUUAAAAAAAACUCUCCUGAUGCGACACUACAGUCACACGACCAGUUUUUAUUCUUCGUAAAUAUAUGUGUACAAAUAUACUCUGUAAAUAUAGGUGUGUGUGUGUGUGUGAGUGUGUGUGAGUGUGAGUGAGUGAGUGAGUGAGAGUGAGUGAGCGCCGUGGACAGACGCAGUCCCCAAUCGAAGGUCAAAGGACAAGAAAAGUUUCUUUUUGUUUAAGUUAAUGAAAAUGGAGGAAGCGGUGGGCGGAGCUUCACCUGUGAUGUCAGGAGGUCAGCUCUGUUGUGUUAAAGGAGCAGUACACCCAAACACCCAGCACCCGUCACUGUCUCCUGUCUCUUGUCUCUGCGCUGGACUUAAUCAGUGAGUCUCUGGAUCCUCUCUCUCUGCUCUUUUUUCACACUUCUUCCAAACUUCCUGUUCAGAGUUCAGCGUUUCUUCUGAAUGCCGUUGCUCCGUCAGAAAAAAGUCAACAGGGACGAUAAAAAAUAGAUUUCAGGACAAUUGCAAGAUCAAAGUUAAACCGAGUGUCACGCACCAAAUUCAUCCUCCUGGUGCAGUAACGCGUAACGUCCUCACGUCAAGACAUGACACAUUACUGCAUCUUUCACUUCACUCCGCCUCACUCUGACCUGUCGUCCUUGUUCGUGGACACUUAAAUGUCCCAUCUUGUGGCACCAACACCACAAGUGGCGGUAAUGCACCUAAUACGCUGGUUGCCAACCGCCGUUAAAAGACAAAAAGAAGAAGACCAACACCACAACACACUAAUGUAAAAACAAGAUGACCGCCUCUGCAGAGUCAGUCCAACAUCACUGACCUGCAGAGCCUCAGGGUCAGAGGUGUGUGAGUCAAAGAGGGCGGGGCAUCUGUCAAUCAGAGACUCACAGUGACUCACAUCUCCUGUUGGUCAAAAACUUAACCUUAUUUAAUUCAGCCAAUCACCUCACAGCAGUGGGAGGAGACAACAUUUCAACUAGCGAGCUACACUAGCACUAGCUAGCUUCUGCUUAUCAACUUCCUGAUCAUCACAGAGUGAAGUAACUUUAACCACGGCUUAUUUUAGAAAGAAGCAGCACGACAUGACGUGUUCUUUGUUCAGAUUAUCAAACGGACGAUGGAUCAUAGAUGUUUACUUCACUGUUAGCUAGCAUAGCAAGCAUAAGCUACACUAGCUAAGUUAGCUUAGCUUUAAAAUGUUGUUGUCUGUUGGUGCUGUGUCGAGUAUAAAAGCUAGGAUGGGUGAUCCGGAGGGACACAAAGCCCAGAGGAAAAAAGGACAGAGUCCAUGUCUCCACAUCCAGGGAUGUGUGGACACUGGAGGAAAGCCGACAGACCCCGCCCACUGAAGUACUGCCCUCACAGCCUGGGUCAGCGGGUCUGAUGGAGGCUGUUCAGGAGCUCAGAUUCAGGACGCUUGUCUUAUCUGUCCCCGGGGGUUUCAUGUCCCUGUCUUCAGGACGGACAGCACCAACAGAUGGAGACGUUUUUUAUCAACAUUUUAAAGAGUAAACUUUUCAGCGAGCUAACGCUGCAGCCAGAAACAAACAUCUUUGAUCCAUCGUCUGUUUGAUCAUCUGAACACAGAAGACAUUUCUUAAAUCAUCUGAACUACAUCUUUAUCACUCUCCAUCUGUUCAACAGGAAACUGCAGCUCUGGUACUCGUGCACACACAGAUCGAUGUUUCUCUGUCAGUCUGCAGACGUUCAGACACAAGGUCCAAAACCUGAUCACAUUUUAUAGUCAAACUUCAUUUAUGAUUAAUAAAGUUUGUAGUUUGAUACGGCAACAAGUUUGACCCAUUUUAUCCACAGUAACAAGCUGAGACGAGACGUUUACGAGGAUGGACUCGUCUGAGGAUGUCGGGACUUUGUUAUCGUCUUGUUUGAAGACUCUUAGAUUUGUUGUGUGUUCAGCUAUGUGCUCUGCCGUCUUCAGGAGUUGAAGUGAACAGUUUGGAUGUGAGCCCUAAAUAACUGUCUGAUACUCUGUUACACACUUAAACCUGUCGUCCCUGUACGAGGAUAUUGUUUCGUUUCAAACCAACUUCCUGUUCAAAGGUGUUUAGUUUUUCAUACCUCAGGUCAAACCGAUCCCAGAUCACGAGGAGAAAUUAAAGAUACAUGUGAACAGAACUCUUCAGGGUCUCAGGAGGAUUUUAUAAUUAAAGAGUUUCUGAUGUUUGAGAUGUUCUUCCCGUUUAAGCUCCACCCACAGAGACAGACAGGAAACGUGACCACAGUUGAGUUCUUAACAUUAAACCUUUAUUUCCAUGUUCAGAUGUUGCAUUCAGGUGACGUGGGACAUGAGGAUGUUGGUCAUGUUUGUUCCUGUUUGACCUGAAUGCAGCGUCACACCUGACCUCACCUGUGUGAACUGCGUCUUUAAUCUCUUGCUGGUGUUGGUGAGUUACCUGUGAGGCAGAACUCGGGGCCCAACAGUCCCCCUGAGCAGGUGCUGUGAUUGGCAGUUGUUCUGUCCAAUCACGUGUCUCCGUGUCCUGAGCGGACAGGUGUGGACUGACCUAUCAGGUGGUUCCAUGUUUGUACAGAUGUUUAAUGUUUUUCUCAUGUGCUUCUCCUGCGGCGGUGACGGGGUCAGGUGACGGUGGUGACGGGGUCAUGUGAGGGCAGUGACGGGGUCAUGUGAUCGCAGGGUGGUGUGGUUUUAAAGGACAUUCCACCGUGUUUUCUGGAGGACAAACAGACUGUCACAGUUUUUACAGUUUUUCACUUUGUUUUCUUUUUGCUGUAAACUGUAUAAAAGAUUUGAACACGUGUAUGAAGAGUUGAGUUUAAGUGCUUAAAAUAAAUAUUUUAAUUUGA
Molecule: messenger RNA, 7775 nt
Organism: Epinephelus moara (kelp grouper)
Lineage: Eukaryota; Metazoa; Chordata; Actinopteri; Perciformes; Serranidae
Gene: lrch3
Product: leucine-rich repeats and calponin homology (CH) domain containing 3
Exons: 21
Coding region: 1-2235 (744 amino acids)
Molecular function (GO): protein binding
Source: RefSeq, a predicted model, not a curated record